CUUUGUCCUAUGACAAUGUUUCAGACUGUUCCUGACACUUCAUCUUACAUCAAGGAGGCGCUAUCAGUGGUGAGUGAAGAUCAGUCUCUGUUCGAGCCUCCGUACACUGCUGCUGCCCCUCUGCCCAAAACAGACAUGACGGCAUCCAGCACGCAGGAUUACGGACAGCAGCACAAGAUCAACCCCAUCCCGCCUCAGCAGGAGUGGAUCAAUCAGCCGUCACGCGUCAACAUAAAACGUGAAUACGACCACCUCAACGGAACCAGAGAGUCCCCCGUGGACUGCAGCGUGGGGAAAUGCAGUAAGCUGGUGAGCAACACGGACGCGUCACAGAUGGGUUACGGAGGCUACAUGGAUGAGAAGAGCGCUCCACCCCCAAACAUGACAACCAACGAGAGAAAAGUAAUCGUUCCUGCAGAUCCGUCCCUGUGGUCCUUCGAUCACGUGCGACAGUGGUUAGACUGGGCCGUGAAAGAAUACGGCCUCCUGGAGAUCGACAUGGCUCUGUUUCAGAAUACGGACGGGAAAGAACUGUGCAAAAUGAGCAAAGAGGAUUUUCUGAGAUAUACCAACGUCUACAAUGCUGAAAUCCUGCUCUCACAUCUCAAUUACCUCAGGGAAAGUAGCUCAUCGCUAUCAUACAAUACGCCAUCUCACACUGACCAGUCUCCUCGCCUGACUGCCAAAGAAGAUGCCUCAUAUGAUGCUGUACGACGGGCAGGCUGGUCAAACAACAUGCACAGUGGUAAAGGAUCCCCUACUGUGGUCUCACAGAAUAUUUCUAAGAGCACUGAACAAACUCGGCCUCAGCCAGAUCCCUAUCAGAUCCUGGGCCCGACAAGCAGUCGACUUGCCAACCCAGGCUCGGGUCAGAUCCAGCUGUGGCAGUUUCUGUUGGAGCUUCUCUCUGACAGUGCCAACGCUGGCUGCAUCACAUGGGAGGGCACCAACGGAGAGUUCAAGAUGACCGACCCAGAUGAGGUGGCCCGGCGAUGGGGCGAGCGCAAAAGCAAGCCCAACAUGAACUACGACAAGCUGAGCCGUGCGCUGCGCUACUACUACGACAAGAACAUCAUGACCAAGGUGCACGGCAAGCGCUACGCCUACAAGUUCGACUUCCAGGGCAUCGCCCAGGCCCUGCAGCCCCACCCCACCGAGUCACCCAUGUACAAGUACCCCUCCGACCUCGCCUAUGUGCCUUCCUACCAUGCUCACCAGCAGAAGGUCAACUUCGUGUCUCCACACCCUCCCUCCAUGCCCGUCACCUCAUCCAACUUCUUCGGCCACUCGAAUCCCUACUGGAGCUCUCCUGCUGCAGGUAUCUACCCUAGCGCCAGCGUGCCUCGACAUCCCAACUCUCACAUGCCUUCCCAUUUGGGCAGUUACUACUAAAGCUCCUGUCUUGCCCUACCAGCCUCACGGCGACCCCAAGCUGCACUCAGAGAGGAGAGGAUGCUGGAAAAAAGCGACUAAAGGUGAAUCAGGGCUCAUUUUGUGAAAUGAAGGAACUCUUUGAAGGAAGGACGAAUGAAAAGGAGAAAUUAGACCAAAAAACGGAUGCUGUGUCGAUCGACUUUGAAAUGGAGUACUACUUAUUCACAAGACAAGUGACUGUCUGGU
This is a messenger RNA of Trichomycterus rosablanca, 1620 nucleotides long. RefSeq names its product Fli-1 proto-oncogene, ETS transcription factor (gene fli1). Gene Ontology annotation, cellular component: nucleus. Gene Ontology annotation, biological process: regulation of transcription by RNA polymerase II; cell differentiation. Lineage: Eukaryota; Metazoa; Chordata; Actinopteri; Siluriformes; Trichomycteridae. The record is from RefSeq and is a predicted model, not a curated record. Bases 10 to 1392 code for a protein of 460 amino acids. Gene Ontology annotation, molecular function: DNA-binding transcription factor activity, RNA polymerase II-specific; sequence-specific DNA binding. The transcript is spliced from 9 exons.